Haliotis rufescens (red abalone) is the source of this 707-nucleotide messenger RNA. RefSeq lists its product as uncharacterized. NCBI's taxonomy places the organism in Eukaryota, Metazoa, Mollusca, Gastropoda, Lepetellida, Haliotidae. Gene Ontology annotation, molecular function: DNA binding. Bases 293 to 700 code for a protein of 135 amino acids. The transcript has 3 exons. Gene Ontology annotation, biological process: DNA integration; DNA recombination. The record is from RefSeq and is a predicted model, not a curated record.
AGCAAACUGUUUGUCUUGACCUUGUAAUUCAAAUUAUUUUAAGUAGUUCUGUAAAGCAAAGUUUCCAUAAUUAACAUAAUUACAUUUCAAGUAUAUUUGUAGGUCUGCACUUCGCGCUGAGGGGAGGGAAGGAGCACAGGUCCUUGAGGAUGUUCAGGAACCCCAAGUUACCGUGCGUGCCUACAAAAACUGAGAAAAUCACGACCGCUGUUAUGUACGACUGUUUGUGAAGUACAAGUCACUGUGUGAAGACGGAAAGAAUACUGACUACUUCUAUUUCACUCCCCGAACCAUGCUGAAGGAUGGAAAAUGGUACCUACAGACACCUGUUGGGCAUAGCACGCUCCAAGCCACGGUCAAGCGCCUGUGCAAAGAAGCUGGUUUGGAAGGCACCAAGACAAACCACCCUCACAGAGCCACGGCUGCUACAAGGCUUUAUCAAGCCAACGAAGAUGAACAGAUGAUCUGCGAGAUAACUGGUCACAAGAGCGAAGCUGUGCGAAGCUACAAACGUACAUCGGACGUACAGAAGGCUAACAUGUCUGACAUCCUGUCAAAUGCACCUAAGCGACUUCAGUCGGAGACGGCGACAACUGCAUCGGAAGGGACAACCGGGUGCGUGGUAACGGCAAAGACGGCGACAACCGAGUCGGUGAACAAGGACAAGGCAGAUGUCGUGUUCAAUGUUAAAAUCUCGUAAAUGUAAC